Molecule: messenger RNA, 1611 nt
Organism: Rhipicephalus microplus (southern cattle tick)
Lineage: Eukaryota; Metazoa; Arthropoda; Arachnida; Ixodida; Ixodidae
Product: abasic site processing protein HMCES-like
Biological process (GO): protein-DNA covalent cross-linking repair
Molecular function (GO): single-stranded DNA binding
Source: RefSeq, a predicted model, not a curated record
AUGCAUACUCCUACGACUCUCCCUGACAGCGCCUUGAACAAGGCGUCGCUGUUGCACGCCUGCCAGUACCAGGACGAUACCGGUCGCUUCUGCAACCCCAAGUGGGUGGACUUGAACAGCCAUGGGGAGUACCGGCCAUCGUACAACAUCUCUCCCAGGAACUACCACCCAGUGAUGCUGAGCAGCGUUCACGUGCCCAAGGGGGCCAGGGGCCGUACGGGCCACCGGAUCAUGAUGAGCCCCAUGCGCUGGGGACUCGUCCCUUCGUGGUUCUCGGGUGAGCCGCAGAACUUCAUCUUCAACACGGUCAACUGCCGCCUCGAGAGCUGCAUGGACCGGCGCAGCUUCAAGGGCGCCAUCGCCGCCGAGAGACGCUGCGUGGUCGUCGCCGAAGGCUUUUUUGAGUGGAAGACGGAGGAGAACGGCGACAAGCAGCCGUACUACGUGUAUUUCAAGCAGCCCCGGGGCGUCGACAUGAUGAAGCGUGAGUGGGACCACGUGACCGAUGCCCACCAGCUCAUGCACAACGGACACUGGAUUGGGCCGCGCCUGCUCACCAUGGCGGGAAUCUUCGACGUCUCCACCUCCAAGGAUGUCCUGUACAGCUACACCAUUCUGACCAUGGACGCUCCUCGCUACAUGCAGUGGCUUCACAACCGAGUUCCCCUCAUCUUGGACGGUGAUGAGGCCGUGGCAUCGUGGUUGGACCCCACCUAUUCCUUCGAGGAGUUGACCUACUCGGUGCGGUGCCCGCCGAACCUGGUGUUCCACCCGGUUUCUCCCGGCGUGGCCAAGGUGACCAACAACACCGUCGAGUGUGUGCUCCCUUACCACUCUGGAGAGAGCCCAGUGAAGACUACGCCCAAGAAACGCACCUCUAAGUCACCCGUUAAGACCGUCAAGAAGGCACACAGGAGCCGCUCCUGGUCGACCGUCAGGUCGGCCAGCUUCCACUCAUUCCGAUCUUCGUCGAGCGAGCGCUCCCGCCGCCGCUCCCGCUCCAGGAACGCGUCGGCGCACAGACGCUCCAAGACGCGCCACCGCUCAGCUUCCGACUCUUCGGAGCGCCACCAGCGUGACCGCUUGAAGUCCUUGGACCCGGGCGGCAACUUCGACUUGCCGGACGGCCUAAAGCUGGCGGCCAGCUCGGCAGCAAAGCUAACGCAGACGAUCCGCAGCAGUGACCUGCACCGCGGCGGCGGCCGGCCCCUGUCCUCUCACGGUGGUAGCAGCAGCAAUUCGCCUCAGAAUUCGUCCCUGCCUUACAUGCGUCACCAAGGGAGUGGCCACAGCGACGAGCCAUCAAUGCUGGUCUCCGGUCCCGGCCAGGGCUCGCCCUGGUCGACCAGUCGCCCUGCUGAAUCAGUGCCACUGGAGUGUUUCCUCAAGAACGGCGUAAGCAGUUUGCCUGUCGUGCUUGUGCCCACUGAUGGUGCAGCCAUUCGGUUGAGUGAAACGGAGGUGUUUCAAGAAGAACUUCGCAACAUAAGCGGUCUUUUUCUGGACAUCUCGGAGAUGCAGAGUGAAGAAGGUGAAGAUGAGGCAAGGGUGCCGAAGGGGGUUAUGGCUGCGAAGGCGCUGGAGAGGGUUGAGAUUGUGGGAGACAUUUGA